Molecule: messenger RNA, 1243 nt
Organism: Labeo rohita (rohu)
Lineage: Eukaryota; Metazoa; Chordata; Actinopteri; Cypriniformes; Cyprinidae
Product: chromobox protein homolog 2-like
Exons: 2
Coding region: 428-883 (151 amino acids)
Source: RefSeq, a predicted model, not a curated record
UCUCCUCACGUCUCUGGUCAAGCUUCUUCAGCCUCCUUGGAGUUAACGUGAGUUUGACUUCAGGAUAUCAUCCCCAGGCUAAUGGUCAAGUAGAGAGGUUAAACCAGGAGUUGACCCGCUUCCUCCGCACCUAUUGUCAUGACCAACAGAACACCUGGAGUCGAUAUCUCUUCUGGGCUGAAUACGCCCAGAACUCCCUGCGCAAACCCUCCACUCAACUCACCCCGUUCCAGUGCAUCCUAGGCUUCCAGCCCCCUCUCUUUCCCUGGUCAGGGGAACCCUCCAACCUACCCGCGGUCAACUCCUGGUUUCAGCAGAGUGAGAGGACUUGGAACCAGGCCCACGUCCAUCUUCAGAGCGCCAUCCGUCGCACUAGAGUGCAAGCCGACCGAAGACGUCGUCCUAACCCUCCCUACGAGCCCGGGCAAUGGGUGUGGCUCUCUACCCGGGACCUGCGCCUUCGUCUGCCUUGCAGAAAGUUAAGCCCCAGCCCGCUGACAGUCCGGAAAGGGGAGAGAUCCUAGAUGAGACCGCCUCCCAGGGACCUCCCCCCAUCAUCAUCGACGGCGAGGAGGUCUAUCAAGUCAGAGCCAUCCUGGACUCUCGGCGCCGGCGAGGUCACCUCCAAUAUCUGGUCGAUUGGGAGGGGUUCGGCCCAGAAGAAAGAUCCUGGGUCCCUGCCACAGACAUUCUCGACCCCUCCCUCACCGUCGACUUCCACUCAUCUCAUCCGGAUCGACCAGCUCCCCGUGGAAGAGGUAGACCCCGGCGCCGGCCUCCUCCUCGCGCCAGGAGUCGCUCGCAGGGGGGGGGCUCUGUCACCACCGCGGUCUCUGUGGCUCCCUCUAACCACUGUCAGCGGGAACCCUCCCCGGAGUUCUAACACUACAUUUCCCAUCAUACCGUACCUGGGGCGCCCACUUCCGGUUCCGGGUCGCUCGUAGUGCUUCCUCUCUGGCGGCCAUUUUAGGCUGCCGGCCGGAGACGCUCUCUGCGAAGUUUGGUUAGCUUGACUAUCAUCCUGAGCGUUUUCAUUUCUAGUGUUUUUCCCGUUGCCGAUUGGACUGUGUAUUCUCGUGUUUUGAUUUAUUGCUGCCUGCCCCGACCUUCUGCCUGGACUUUCGUUUAUUCUUCGGAUUACCCUUAUUGCACAGAUUGCUGGUGAUUAACUCUGCCUGUUUGACUUCGAGUUUGCCAAUAAACGUAUCGCAAAUGGAUCCCACGCCUCCCGAGCAGUCACUGA